This is a messenger RNA of Chelonia mydas (Green sea turtle), 4162 nucleotides long. It is a transcript of the gene PPP2R2B, whose product is annotated as protein phosphatase 2 regulatory subunit Bbeta. The record is from RefSeq and is a predicted model, not a curated record. The transcript is spliced from 9 exons. Gene Ontology annotation, molecular function: protein binding; protein phosphatase regulator activity. Bases 1044 to 2375 code for a protein of 443 amino acids. Gene Ontology annotation, cellular component: cytosol; protein phosphatase type 2A complex. Gene Ontology annotation, biological process: peptidyl-serine dephosphorylation. NCBI's taxonomy places the organism in Eukaryota, Metazoa, Chordata, Testudines, Cheloniidae.
GCACUGUGAGCGCAACAGGAUCCGUUUCGCAGCCUUCCUCCUCGGCCCUUCCUAGCGGGCUGAUCAAAGGGUGCCCCGGCUGCUGCAGCGCGUCCUGCCUGGGGUAGAGGGCGGAGAGCAGCGACCCCCUGGGAGGCGCCAGGUCAGCCACUCCCCGGGCGCCUCGGUGCCUCUGCUCCACUGCAGCAGAAAGGUGCGCGGCGGCGGCGGCUGCCGGCGGGGGAGAGUCCCCAGGCUGCCGACGCGGUUGGACGGAGCCGAGCUGUAUGGGAGGAGCUUGGGCUUUAAUGCACCAUAAGGCUCCAGCACCCAGCAGCCGCCGCCGCACGAGCUUCCCUUCAGCCGCCUCCUGCAGCGGCCCCUCGCCUGGAGCCCGCGGCUGCGAGCGGGGCGAACCCCGCAAGGCUUGCGGACCCAGCCGCUAGCCUUGCCCCCGCUAGGGAAACACCCAGCAGGGCCGCAGCUCUGCAAGGUCCGUUUCCCUCCCCCCCCCCCCCCCCCCACCAAAAAAAAAAAAACCCAACCCCGGAGCCGCGAGCUUUGCAGAAGCGGACACCAUUUUGUGGCUAGCGGCUUCCUGACUGGGCGAGCCGGGGACUGCUGCAUGCGGAAGGGAGCUCGCCCGGCGCCAGGGGAACCUGUUGGGCACCGCCAGAGCCCAGCUGCGGCACUUCGCACGGGAACGGGGGCUUGCGGCGGCUCCCCUGCAAUUCGCCCGGCUGCUCCUGCAGUCGCCGUCCCUGAGAGGAGGAGGGAAUUUGGACCUGGUGCUGCAACAGCAUCCGCCCCCCCUGGGUGGUGUAGGAGCCCGGGGUUUGCACCGUCCCUGGGCGGAGAAGGAGGUCUGGACCUUUGCUGCAGCAGGAGGAGGUGAAAGCUUGCUGGAGUGGUUUUCCUCCCCCCCCCAACCCCUCGUAGGGUAGGACCAUGCUGUGCUCAAUGCAACUCCCCUCCUCUCCUCUCCGCUGAGCCUGGCCGUGGUGGGGCGAUGAUGGAUACUUGCCCGCUUGUUCUCACUUCUCACGAAAGUAAGCCUGCUGUAAAUGGAGGAGGACAUUGAUACCCGCAAGAUAAACAACAGUUUCCUGCGCGAUCACAGCUAUGCCACAGAAGCUGACAUUAUCUCUACAGUAGAAUUCAACCACACAGGAGAAUUACUAGCGACAGGGGACAAGGGGGGUCGGGUUGUAAUAUUUCAACGUGAGCAGGAGAGUAAAAAUCAGCCCCAUCGUAGGGGAGAAUACAAUGUUUACAGCACGUUCCAGAGCCAUGAACCCGAGUUCGAUUACCUGAAGAGUUUAGAGAUCGAGGAGAAGAUCAAUAAAAUACGAUGGCUCCCGCAGCAAAAUGCAGCCUACUUCCUUCUCUCCACCAAUGAUAAAACUGUGAAGCUAUGGAAAGUUAGUGAACGAGAUAAAAGACCAGAGGGCUAUAAUCUUAAAGAUGAAGAUGGCCGCUUCCGAGACCCCUCCAUGAUUACAAUGCUACGGGUCCCUGUACUAAGGCCCAUGGAUCUAAUGGUGGAGGCCACUCCCCGAAGAGUAUUUGCCAAUGCGCACACAUAUCACAUCAACUCCAUAUCUGUAAACAGUGACUAUGAAACCUACAUGUCAGCUGAUGACCUGAGGAUAAACUUAUGGAACUUUGAAAUAACCAAUCAAAGUUUUAAUAUCGUAGAUAUAAAGCCAGCCAACAUGGAGGAGCUAACGGAGGUAAUCACUGCGGCAGAAUUCCAUCCACACCACUGCAACACCUUUGUGUACAGUAGCAGCAAAGGGACAAUAAGGCUAUGUGACAUGAGGGCAUCUGCCCUUUGUGACCGACACUCCAAAUUUUUUGAAGAGCCUGAAGACCCAAGUAACAGAUCAUUUUUUUCUGAGAUCAUCUCCUCAAUUUCUGAUGUUAAAUUCAGUCACAGUGGAAGGUAUAUCAUGACCAGGGACUAUCUCACCGUCAAAGUAUGGGACCUGAACAUGGAGAACAGGCCUAUUGAGACAUACCAGGUACACGAUUACCUCCGAAGCAAGCUGUGCUCGCUCUAUGAGAAUGACUGCAUCUUCGAUAAAUUUGAAUGUGUGUGGAAUGGGUCUGACAGUGUCAUAAUGACCGGUUCCUACAACAAUUUUUUCAGAAUGUUUGACCGCAACACCAAGCGUGACGUAACCCUGGAGGCCUCUAGGGAAAACAGCAAACCCCGGGCCAUACUCAAGCCCCGCAAAGUGUGCGUUGGGGGCAAACGGAGGAAAGACGAAAUUAGCGUGGACAGUCUGGACUUCAGCAAAAAGAUCUUGCAUACAGCUUGGCAUCCUUCAGAAAAUAUCAUUGCAGUGGCCGCAACAAAUAAUCUGUAUAUAUUCCAGGACAAGGUUAACUAGGAGGACAAGUUAUUCUUUAGGAAUCUCAUGUACAGAAUAUUAGUAAACACAAGUUUUAAAAUGUUUCUUUUCUUUUCCCUCCGCCCUGUUCAUUUGUUUAAUUAUUCCUCUGCAGAUAAUGUGUAGAGGCAUGCAAACAGAUUCCAAUAUCCCCUGCCUCCCACUCACCUUAAAGCAACGGGUUGGCAAACCCAGUAGGUACUGGUAUCAUGGUUUUGUUUAUUUUUUUUUAAGAGUUGAGAGCUAACAGAUGUAAUGAUCCCUUCAAUAGCUGGCUUGGAUUUCUGAUGCUUUUAUUACAUCCAGUACUCUUUGGUGGUUCCUAGUGUUGUUUGGUUCUAGACGUCUGCUGGUUUAAAUUGAGGUUAAUACUGUAGUAUGGUAUUUAAAAAUUCAACUAAGGUCAGAAAAGAAGGGGGGUGUGUGUGUAUGUGUUGUUUCUAAUUAAGUAAUCCCAGGGUUCUUUUAGUAUCAUUUGAGAUAUUCCACUUGCAGAAUGAUGUUGCCCUUGCCAAUGUUUUUUUAAAUUUAUCUUUUUUUUUUCUCCCUCAUUUCUUCCCUCCCCCUUCUCCCCUCCCUGCCCCCACAUGGAGACAGCGAAAUCAAACAUAAAAUGGAAAGAUCAAAUUUGCAAUGGACAGGUUUAAAGUUGGGGGGGAGGAGGAGGUAGGAGGGAAAGAUCAACUGUACACUCUAAUCAAGGCUGCUACCUUCCUUCUUUGCAUCCCACAGAAACUCUUAAGGAUUUGGCUCUGUAGAUACUGUGGUGCCUUUUUUUGGUAUAUGACAUACCUUUAUAAUUAAUGCUUCCAAAAUGCAACUAUUGCAAACCAAAAUGAAUCUGGGCUUUUCGUCUGCAUUUCCUGUGUUUUGCUUUGGUCAUUUUUAAUAGUUCUGUUUUAAUCUCUUGCAUGUCAUAACUGAAUCUUGCUCUUAAUUUUUUUUUUAUUAUUAUUUAUUUAUUUAUAUUUGAAUGACAAAUUCUAAGUUACUAAUUUACGACAUUGUGGGGAAAAAAAUACAACCACCACCACAUACUGCUGUCUGCACCUAACUGCUUUGAAGAGAGGGUGUCCAUGGUUCUGUGGUAUAAUGGUAAAAAUAAGAGCUCUUCCUCUUUGCAUGGCGAAGCUGCCCCUAAGGAAUACUCAGGUCCCUUCUUUAUCCGAGCAAUUGUACAAUAUAAAACUGCAAUUUUAUUCAAUGUGCUGUGCAUUCUUGCGGCUUGUGAACAAUGGGCAAAAGAGACAACAGCUGUGUUUGUUGCAAUGAAAUUUACUAGAAUUUUUAAAGGCAAAGCAUACCCUUUAAAGACUCUUUUGUAAGGCAUGAGUUGGAUUUCCAGCAUGUCCUUCAAGACUUACCAAGUCCUAUACCUUACAAGAAAGACUGCCACUUACUCAAGGGACAUAAAUACCAUAAGGAAAUUACACAAACUGCACAGCUACUGGGGACCUUCACUUAAUAUCUCUGGGGCAGGAGGAAGUCACUGUUGAAGUACUUGGAACCAAGCUUCUAAUUAUUAUUUCACUACUUAAUAGCCUGUCAGCUGUUCAUGAGACUUCUCAGGACAGGAACAGAUAAGUUUGCCUUGGUUAAAGGAAUGAUUACAAGGGAAAAAAAUUAUGCUGGCUUACAAAUUUAUUACAAAAAAUGGCUUUCUGGAGUAACCUGUUUUUUAAAAUGAAAUGAUUAAAAAAAUAGCAAAAGUAAACGUCUUUUUAAAAAAAAAAUCCUGUAAAGAGAGCCUGCACUCUGGCAUCAGAAGUAAAAUUGUCUCAAAUGUG